AUGUGGGCAUGCGUGGUCCUCCAGGGCUCAGUGGAGAAAGGGGUGAGCCAGGUGUACGAGGUUUACCUGGACCAGUUGGGAAGCCAGGACCCGCUGGUCUGCCAGGUCCUCCAGGAGAGAAAGGACCCCAGGGACCUCAGGGUCGACCUGGAGAUGAAGGUUCAAAAGGGAUCCCAGGCCCAGCAGGCCCUCCAGGUCUCCCAGGGUCUAAUGGGGCAGCUGGAAAACAAGGACCUAGGGGAAGUCUGGGUCCCCCAGGACCUCAAGGGCCUCAGGGGCCAACAGGAAUCCCAGGUUUACCUGGCCCACUUGGGGAUGCGGGUCUUACAGGACCAGAUGGACCACAGGGUCCACCUGGGCAAACAGGAACCGAAGGCCUGCCUGGACAGAAAGGAGACCAGGGUUGACCUUGUCAAUCUUCAGCCUCAGGGGGACAUUGGGCCAUGUGGUAACCCUGGUCCUAGAGGGCCUCCAGGAGAAAGAGGUCUUGAGGGCCCAAAAAGCUUACAAGGACCACCAGGACCAGCAGGCAAAGAGGGUGAAAUCGGACCUCCUGGUGAAGUUGGAGGUCCUGGACCCAAAGGAGAGAAGGGAGAGGUGGGACCUCUCGGUUUAUCUGGUAGAGAAGGCCCUUGGGGAGCACUUGGUGAUAAUGGUGAAAGGGGCCCAAAAGGAGAGAAGGGCCACAUUGGAUUAAUGGGCGAACCAGGUCUGAUGGGUGAAGUAGGACCUGCAGGUCUAGGAGGGUUACGGGGAAUCACUGGCCCCAGGGGACCAUUGGGACUAGAUGGACCUCAGGGCCAGAAGGGAGAGUCGGGGCCUAAAGGAAUUACUGGACUUCCAGGCUCUGGAGGCCCUCAGGGAUUAGCUGGUCCAAGAGGUGUCAGAGGAGACACAGGGGGGGCAGGACCACCUGGUCCAGAAGGACAAGUUGGGCCACAGGGAGAUGAGGGAGCCAAAGGAGAACCAGGGCCACAGGGACAGAAGGGAGAGCCAGGACCUCCAGGUCCACUAGGGGAACAGGGUGAAGAUGGUCUCCCGGGAAUCCAGGGUCCUCCAGCUCUGCCAGGGUUAGAGGGGCCUCCAGGAGAGAUGGGACCCCAGGGUGCUCCAGGUCCCACAGGGGCUCCUGGGCCGUAUGGGAGACCAGGACCUGAGGGGAAACAAGGCAUGAAAGGAGAGGAGGGAGAUGCUGGGACGAGUGGACCACCAGGAAGGACGGGCCAUGCUGGUAGAAGGGGGAAACGAGGGAAAGCUGGGGUCAGAGGGACCAGGGGAGACAGAGGACCAAAGGGCGAAAAGGGAGACAAUGGACAACGUGGCAUUCCUGGGUGGCCUGGGCUCAUUGGAAUCCCCGGAUUACAGGGAGAGUCAGGGGAUGCAGGUGAAAAGGGGAAAGAGGGUGGUAAAGGAGACAUGGGACUGCGUGGACCUCCUGGAGCUGAUGGCACAAAGGGUAUCCGUGGUCCUGUGGGGUUGCCAGGUCCUCCAGGCCAGAAGGGAGAGCAGGGGAAUAUUGGUCCUCCUGGACCGAGGGGCACACCAGGGAUGCCGGGGCUGCCUGGGUUGUUUGGAUUAAAGGGUUUAAAAGGCUACCAAGGUUUGCCCGGUCUACCUGGCAGGAGAGGGCUCCCAGGUCCACCCGGAGUUCCUGGACCCCCAGGAGAGUCACUGAAUAUGACUUUGUCUCAACUCAAGGACCUGAUGUAUGUGUCGGAUAAGCCAAACUACCCUCUGAUCCAGACUCUGUUAGACUCUCUGCAGCAGGAUCUUCGGCUACUGUUGGAUCCUCCUGAUGGCAGCAAGGAGCAUCCUGCCACCACCUGUCUGGAGCUGUGGCUCUGUCAUCCUGAAUACAGCAGUGGAAUGUAUUACAUUGACCCAAACCAGGGCAGCCCAGGCGAUGCUCUGCUGGCACACUGCAGCUUCUCCUCCUCAUCAGUACAGACCUGCCUUCAUCCUCGAGACUCACAGUUGCCAAUGAAAGCUUGGAUGGAAGAAUUUACUGAUGAGGGCAAUUUUCAGUGGCUCAGCAGGCUGGAGCAAGGCUUUCAGUUUUACUAUCCAGGUGCCAACAUCGUCCAGAUGCGUUUCCUGAGGUUGCACAGCAGCUCAGCCGUCCAGAAGAUGACUUACGCUUGCCAUCCAGGACACAAGCUGGGCGAGAGAGACAGAGACAUCAAAUUCCUCACUGACACGAGGAAGCAAAGUUACCUCGGAGCACUUAAAGAUUGUGUGCCUGGAGAGGAGAGCCUCUCUGGAUCUCGAGAGUCUGUGUUUGAAUUUGAGGACCUGCAGCUGCUCCCUCUGAGAGACGUGGCAGUGAUGGAGGGUGGAAACUUCACACAUCCAUUCAGCUUCACCGUUGGUCCGGUGUGUUUCAGCUAGAGCUGUUAUAAAGCCCAGCUGUCUGCCAGGGCUCACAGGUCCAGGACACAAACUCUGGUUGGAACCCUGGACAUGAAGAGGACAGCUGGGUCAUCUCCAAUCUCUGUCCCUGUCCCUCGUGUUUUUGGGGGGAUUCUUUC
Molecule: messenger RNA, 2528 nt
Organism: Cheilinus undulatus (humphead wrasse)
Lineage: Eukaryota; Metazoa; Chordata; Actinopteri; Labriformes; Labridae
Product: collagen alpha-1(XI) chain-like
Exons: 34
Coding region: 1-2388 (795 amino acids)
Molecular function (GO): extracellular matrix structural constituent
Source: RefSeq, a predicted model, not a curated record